Messenger RNA from Oncorhynchus kisutch (coho salmon), 5514 nucleotides. RefSeq lists its product as uncharacterized. The transcript is spliced from 10 exons. Gene Ontology annotation, molecular function: chromatin binding. Lineage: Eukaryota; Metazoa; Chordata; Actinopteri; Salmoniformes; Salmonidae. Gene Ontology annotation, cellular component: chromatin; PRC1 complex. The record is from RefSeq and is a predicted model, not a curated record. Gene Ontology annotation, biological process: negative regulation of transcription by RNA polymerase II. The coding region runs from base 453 to 3731 and encodes 1092 amino acids.
CUGUCACGCUAAACAAUGACCAUAGAAGUCGGCAAGGCAGCACAAUAACAGUUUUGGGAACAGGCUCAUUCACUACCAUUUGAAAUCAGGAAAGGCAAAAUGCACAGUACAAAAGUGCACUUAAUAUGUUAAGGUUAGCAGGUUGUAUGACUUGGUGGCUGUGCCAGCUAGUGACCACUCUGCAGAGCUGCCUCCAGAACAAGACUCAGGACAAAUAACGCUCUCCUUCCUGCCCUUUCUGCAUCUUGUAGAGGCCUCCUAUGUUGCCAGGACAACCAGAAGGGGCUGAACCCGUCCACGUGACUCCUCUCUUCUCCUGCCUCCGGGUGUAGUGUGUGUUGUCUGCUGCCACUGUGACAGAUUUGGGGGAAAGAGAAAGUGGUCUGCUCUGGUCUUGCCACCAGACAGUGGAGUUGGUCGUCUGGACCGAGAGAGCAGUCGGGCGUUGAGAGAUGGAGCUCUCUGCGGUCGGGGAACGCGUUUUCGCCGCGGAAGCCAUUCUGAAACGCCGCAUUCGCAAGUCUCGCCUAGAAUACCUAGUGAAAUGGAAAGGAUGGGCACUGAAACACAGUACCUGGGAACCAGAAGAGAAUAUCCUGGAUGACAGACUGAUCGCAGGAUUUGAACAGAAAGAGCGUGAGAGAGAACUCCACGGACCAAAGAAGCGGGGACCCAAACCCAAAAACCUUCCUGCCAAGGCACGUGGAGCCCAGAAGAGGGAGACCUCCACCCCUCGAGCUCCUCGCUCCACUUCUUCCUCUUCUCCUCGAGCCCCUCCAUCCUCCUUCCCCUCCGCCUCUCCAGCACCCACCCCUAAACUCAACUCCCUGGCAGCGACACACAAGCUGAAGAAAGACAUUCGCCGCUGCACUAGUAUGUCCCGCCGCCCCUUACCUCGCCCCGACCCCCUGGCCUCUCCCGGAUCCUUCUCCGGCUCCAGUGGGUUCCCCUCGCGGCCCCCCGUCUCCCCCUUCUCAGAGACCGUCCGCAUCCUCAAUCGUCGCGUCAAACCACGCGAGGUCAAACGGGGUCGCAUCAUCCUAAACCUCAAGGUCAUCGACAAACCAGGAAGUGGAGGCGGGGGAAGGGGCGGCGGGGGUAACCGGAGGGCGCCAUCCGGCUCCAUGUCCCUCCAAGGGGGUCGUCAGAACAUCCCCUCCCGAAAUAGGAUCAUAGGGAAGAGGAGUGGAGAGGCUCCGUACCGGCCAUUCCAGCCCAUGCUGGGGUUCCCCAUGUACGGGAAGCCGUUUGGUCUCCAGUGUGGCGGCCCCGGACUUCUACACCUUCCACACUCAGCUACAGGCUCCAGCACAGGGACCUCAGGGGCUAGGGACACCCAGCCACCCCCCUCUCCCUCCAGCUCCAGUGGAUCCACCACACCUGCCCAGAACCAUCCUACCCCUCCUGGACCCGCCACUGGGGCCUCUGGGUCGGCUCCCAACUUGAGCACCCAGGCUUCGGCCUCCUCUGCCCAGUCUACCCCUAGCCACCCCCCGGAGCUCCAGAAGAACCAGAACGCCGAACAAGGACCAAACCCCCUCCUCCCCUCCCUCUCCUUUGCUUCCGGAUCCUCCUCUUCCUCCUUUGAUGAAGAGGAGGAUGAUGCUGAUGCUCUGGACCUUUCCGCACCUCAGGAGGGGAAGAGGAAGCUUCGCCGUCGGCGCCGGCAGAAACGCCAGCCGCCCUCUGUCAGUACCGCUUCCCCUCCUCACCCCGCUGCCGCCAGCUCCUGCCCCUUGACCUCCAACCCUCAGAGGGUCCCCGCCGAGGGCGACCCCGACUGGCACCCGGAGAAGGUGGCGAGCAGCGCCAACGUGGUCGUGACCGACGUCACCACCAACCUCCUCACCGUCACUAUCAAAGAGUUCCCCUCCCCCUCAUCCCGCCCCUCCUCCCCCCAACCAAUACACCCAGAAAAUACCACCUCCUCACCCCAACUGAAGAACCCCCCACAACCCAAGCCAAUCGAUCGCUUUAGCCCAUCUCGCCGCGCUGCCGCUAUGAAGUUCGUUGUAGUCUUGGUCGGUGCUGGUUCCGUGGUCUUCCUCGGCGCGGUCAUCUGCAUCAUCGCCAGUGUUUACCCGCGGAAAGCUGCCGCGCCCCAGGACCUGUCCGACAACGCGACUCUGUCUGCUGAGCCCUUGUUUUCCCUGGGCUCGGUGGCUCACGCCGGUCCAUUGGGCGCUCUCCAUGGUUCUGAAUCCUACGAGGGCGGCGGAGGAGGCGGCUUGGGGCUGGGGGGUCCCUCCACUCUCAACGAGCUCAGCCCCGGGGAGGUGACCGGUGGUGGUGGAGGGGCGCCGAAACAGUUCAGUUUCAGCCGGCUCAUCUGCACUCCGAUUCCCGUCGGAGAAUGCAAUGCCAAGAGCAUGAAGCAGCAGGCGGACGACCCUUCACUCUAUGUGGGUGAAGACUGGAGCUACCUCCGGACCACCGCGGACGACCUCCGGCAGACGGUGGUGCAGCAGAACGGACAGAUACUCAUAGAUCAGCGGACCAUCCGUGAGCUGACGGGGAAACUAUCGGAGUGCGAGACCGGCCUGGAGGACGGGAGUCCCGGGCACUCCGAGAGGAGCCUGGGGGCCUGGGCGGGCAACCGCCGACUCAUGGCCGGGGAUGAUGUGAGCUCAUCGGCCGCUGUGCAGCUGCAGACCGCUAGAGCCGUGGAGGAGCUAGAGAGGGCCAUUCUCAACCUGAAAGACCGCAUCGAAAAACUGGAGUUGGAGAUCGGCCCUGCUGCCCUGAACCUCUCCGUUGAGACUCCAUCCCCCAGCACCGGUGUGGGCGUCAGCAGUGGCAUCGCUACUAAAGUUCAAGGGUCACCAUCAUCAGCAUCAACGACAGGAGGCGGUAGUGUCUCCUCGGGGGGGCGAAAGGCCCCUGGGGGCCCUGGCAGAGGAGGCGGAGGCCCCUGGAAGGACCUGGAAGGAGAGCUGGAGAGGAAGAUUGAAAUGCUGGAGAAAGAGCGGAAGGCGCUGAGGAAGGAGACACAGACACAUCACAAACAGAUAGACCAAGGGAUUGAUACUCUACACCACCGCAUUGCAGAGCUGGAACAGAGUCUGACAGAGUACAACUAUCCAGACGGCUAUGUCCUCUCCUUCCCCGUGAGGACCAGAUACAUGUACGGCCUGGUGCGGAGAGAAAUGCCUGAGAUGUAUGCCUUCACCGCCUGCGUCUGGCUCAAGGUGAAAGAGGGGGGUAUCGGCACCCCCUUCUCCUACUCCGUCCCGGGACAACCCAACGAGCUGGUGCUGCUGCAGGGGAUACACAACCCGGUAGAGCUUCUUAUCAACGACAAGGUAGCUCAGCUGCCCCUGUCCCUUGCCCAGGGUGUGUGGGAGCACAUAUGUUUGAGCUGGACCCUCAGAGACGGGGUAUGGAAGGCCUACCAGGGGGGGAAGCUGAAGGGGCGCGGAGAGGGGCUGGCCGCAUGGCACCCCAUCAAGCCAGGAGGAGUGCUCAUUCUGGGGCAGGAGCAGGACACGCUGGGCGGUCGUUUCGACGCCUCCCAGGCCCUGGUUGGGGAGCUCUCCCAGUUCAACCUGUGGGACAGGGUCCUGAAGCCUGCUGAGGUAUCCGCUCUGGCUGCCUGUUCCUUGGGCACACUGGGCAAUGUGGCCCCCUGGACAGACCAGGACGUGGAGGUCUACGGAGGGGCCACCAAGGAGGCUGUGGACCCCUGCAACCAGCCACCCCGGGCCAGCCCCAGCUCUAGCCCUAAACAGUGAGGGGUUAGAUGGGUUGGUAGAGGGGUCUCUUGGUUGUUAUAAAGGGUAGCCGCUCAGUGAGGCCAGAGGGGUAGUUGGUUUGUUGAUGCUCCUCAUAAGAGGGGGGUUUAAGGUGUUUUCCUGGGGCAGGGGUUGUGUGAUGGGAAACUGGGGUAGAGAUGGAGAGUCAGUUGAGUUGUUUUAAAGAGGCAUUGCUAUUUCCAAGAGAGGGUGGGUGUGCUUGAGGAAGCCUUUCGGAGGGUCUGGGAUCAGGGGGCGUAGAGAUUAGUUGAGUAGGAGUGUUGUUAUCUGGGUGUUGUUCACCCACUGAAGGUGUUAACGUCAACAGCGCUACAGCUGUUGAGAACAACACCCAGACUACCUUUAGCUCCGCGGCCAUGUGGGAAGAUGUUAAGGGAAAGGUGCUGCUUUUUUUUUCACCCCUCUGAUUUGUGUUUUAGAGAGUUGGGGGGGGGGGUUCUCAGCCCCCCAGGGAAGAGCUACAUACACCACGCCUCAUCUCAUCUCAUCACGUGUUCUGAAGCUUGUGCUUCUAACUUUGGAAUAGGGAUUUUCUUCUGCUUUUGGAGAUGUUGCUCCUCAACUGUGUUUGUGAUCAACAACGGCUCGGUAAAAGUCAGCGUCUGGACUGCUUUUUCUACUGCGCAUUUUGUUGAUUUUCUUUGCAGCAAUGUUUUUUUUCGGUCUUCUUUCUAUGUAUGUCUGUUACGUGCUUUCAGAUCAACCUGUUGCGACUCACAAAACCUCUCACAAAGAUGCAAUUGUAACGGCCCAGAACAACGUAUUGCCAGAGAGAUAGCUGUUGCGAGUCACAUGGAUCAUGUAAAUUAAGACGUCAAUUGAUUUCUUAGAUUCAUAACAUCCAUCUGGUUGACUUAAAGAGGCAGUCUGUUGAGUGAUUCAUAUCAUCCAUCUGGUUGACUUAAAGAGGCAGUCUGUUGAGUGAUUCAUAUCAUCCAUCUGGUUGACUUAAAGAGGCAGUCUGUUGAGUGAUUCAUAACAUCCAUCUGGUUGACUUAAAGAGGCAGUCUGUUGAGUGAUUCAUAACAUCCAUCUGGUUGACUUAAAGAGGCAGUCUGUUGAGUGAUUCAUAACAUCCAUUGUGGCAGGAUCGCUUUGUUGUUGUUUGAACUGCAGAUUGGCCCUUUACAGUGAUUUGUGACCUGUCUCAAUGGUUUUUAAAUGUAAAGCUGAUGGAAUGGAAUGUAUAUCUGUAUGCAUGAGAAAAGCUUUUUCAAAAUUAGAGGUCAGAGGUCAGAUUUCUAAAUAGUCCAGCAACAACACAAAACCGUACAACAAUAUUAACUAUUGAAUGGUGCGCUUCACCCCACAAAGGCCUAAAUGAAUACGCACCUCAAAGAAUGUGUAUUUAGCUUGAUCUUACCUUCACAGAAUUGCUUAAUAAGUGGGUACAGAAGGGACAUUGGGACACUGAUGUUGAGUUGGGGGGUGUAGUGAAGAAAAGUGUACCCGGAUUAUUGGGUGUCCUUCCCCCCACUUCACCAUCGACAUAUGGUUGUAAAGUGCCUGUCUGGGUGUUACACGCCCAAUGCAAAUGUCAAAUGUAUUUUAUUCUCUCUCUCUCUCUCUCUCUCUCUCUCUCUCUCUCUCUCUCUCUCAUUCUCUCUCUCUCUCCUGCUAUUGGUUAUGAUGUUAUUGUAACCAGCUGUGAUGUCAGUAAGUGUUGUGCUUGUUCAUCUUGUGCACCUCCAUGGAUCUUCUAUGAUAUUGUGACAAUAUGUGGAUGAAUAAAAUAAAAUGGUUAUGAUGUCGUAAGGAGGUA